AUGUUCCGUGCAUCUUUGUCUCGGUUGACGCAGCAGACGUCCAAGGCGGCAGCGAAUGCCUCCGCAGUUGCUGCAUCAAACAAGGGGUCUCAGCGCAAUCGUGUGGCUAUUCUCGUAACGGCUGCCGCCGUCGGUGCGGGUACAGUGUUGGCCCUCACGCGUCGGAAAGAGGCGGACGAGUAUGCCCUGCCGCAUGACGUGAGCCCCGCACAGUUCUGGUCGCCGCCCACGCGAACCCAGAUGAUCGAGGCCCUCAAGCAAUCAUCGCCGCAUUCGCUGCGUUCGGAUGGCAGUCUCGACCAGGCCAAGUCGCUGCUCGUGCCAUCUCACCAGGCCGUGGGCCACAGCCCUAUCCCUGAGGUCGAACAUGCGUACCAUUCGCCUGAGGAGGACGAUGGAGAUGGCUUUGAUCUGCUUGUCAUCGGUGCUGGUGCGACGGGCGCCGGUGUGGCGCUCGAUGGUGCCACACGUGGCCUCAAAGUGGCGAUGGUGGAUCGUGAGGACUUUGGUGGCGAAACAUCGUCUAAGUCCACGAAACUCAUUCACGGUGGUGUGCGCUACCUUGAGAAGGCCGUCAAGCAGCUUGACUGGGAACAGUACAAGAUGGUGACAGAGGCUCUGCGUGAGCGUAAGACCUUUUUGCACAUUGCGCCCUACCUGACGUCGCCGCUGCCCAUUUUGAUUCCGGCAUACUCUUGGUGGCUCAUUCCCUACUACUAUGCUGGCACAUUCUUGUACGACCUUAUUGCAGGCAAGCAGAACAUGGGCAAUUCGUACGUCGUCAGUCGCAACAAGGCGCUGGAGGCCUUCCCGAUGCUCCGCGCGCACAACCUGGCUGGUGGUGUUGUGUACUACGAUGGCCAGCAGAACGACACGCGUAUGAACAUUGCGCUCGUGCUGUCGGCUAUCCAGCAUGGCGCUGUUGCUGCGAAUCACUGCGAAGUCGUCGCGCUCAACAAGUCGGACAAGGGCCGCAUUAUUGGUGCGCGUCUGCGUGAUCAGAUGACGGGAGAUGAGUUUGACAUUCGUGCGAAGGGCGUGGUGAAUGCCACGGGUCCCUUCUGUGAUGCCAUUCGCAGGAUGGAUGAACCAACGGUGUCGGAGAUUGUGUCGCCAUCGUCGGGUGUGCACGUUACGUUCCCUGGUUACUUUAGUCCCCGUGGCAUGGGUCUGCUCGACCCUGCGACGAGUGACGGCCGUGUGAUCUUUUUCCUGCCCUGGCAAGGUGCCACGAUUGCCGGCACGACGGAUGUGGCCUGCAAGGUCGAACCGCACCCGCUGCCCGGUGAGAAAGAGAUUGAAUGGAUCCUGGACGAAGUGAGGAACUACCUCAACACCGAUGUGACGGUCAAGCGCUCGGACGUGCUGAGUGCCUGGAGUGGCCUCCGCCCGCUGGUCAAGGACCCCUCUGCCCCCGACACGCAGAGUCUCGUGCGUAAUCACAUGAUCCACGUGAGUGACAGCGGCCUGCUGACGAUCUCGGGUGGUAAGUGGACGACCUACCGUGAGAUGGCGGAACAAACCGUGGACCGUGCCGUGGAAGCAUUUAACCUCAAGCCGAUCCGCGACUGCGUCACGUCGCAGGUGCGCUUGAUUGGUAGCCACUCGUGGUCGCGCACCAUGUAUGUCCGCUUGCUCCAGGAGUUUGGACUCGACACAGACGUUGCCUUCCAUCUCUCGAACUCGUACGGCGAUCGCGCAUGGAGUGUGUGCUCCAUUGCCAAGCCCACGGGCGAGCGCUACCCCCUGCACGGCAUCCGCCUCGACUCCCAGCUGCCGUACAUCGAGGCCGAGGUCCGCUACGCGACGCGCUCCGAGUUCGCCGUCAAGGCCACCGACUUUAUCGCACGUCGCUCGCGCAUGUCCUUCCUCAACACGGAGGCCACCAUUGAGGCGCUCCCACGCAUCGUCGAUAUCAUGGGCGAGGAACUCGACUGGUCCGAGACGCGCAAGCAGGCCGAGUUUAGCAACGCCAUCCUGUUCAUGGCCUCCAUGGGUGUGGACAUGACGCGUGUGAGCGAACUUGCCAAAGAAAGCCUCGUCAAGGCGCGUACGUGGAAGGACCAUAACUCUCCUCGCCACUUGAGUCCUGCGCUCUCAGCCAGCCCUGUGAUGUCGACCUAG
This is a messenger RNA of Malassezia restricta, 2124 nucleotides long. RefSeq names its product glycerol-3-phosphate dehydrogenase. The record is from RefSeq and is a predicted model, not a curated record. Gene Ontology annotation, cellular component: mitochondrion; glycerol-3-phosphate dehydrogenase (FAD) complex. The transcript has a single exon. Gene Ontology annotation, biological process: glycerol-3-phosphate metabolic process. Lineage: Eukaryota; Fungi; Basidiomycota; Malasseziomycetes; Malasseziales; Malasseziaceae. The coding region runs from base 1 to 2124 and encodes 707 amino acids. Gene Ontology annotation, molecular function: glycerol-3-phosphate dehydrogenase (quinone) activity.